AUGCAGGGAGUGGCUCCAAGGGAAAGAAAGAAGGGAAGAAGAAAGAAGAAAGAAGGGAAAGAAGAAAGAAUUUCUUCAGAAGAAAGAAGGGAAAUGAUGGAAUCAAAUCCAGAGUGUGGAAGUGGCCAGCAGCUGGAGCAAAAGGCAGCUAUUCUUGUGGGGCUGGAGCAACAAUCGUCAGGGGGGAGCGACUUGUGGGAAUCUGUGGCUGCCGUCCCAAUGGAGAAAGACAGUGACGAGAGGUACAUCAGCUUUGAUGAAGUGCAGCAGCAACUAAUGGGGCUCCGAUACAACUCAAACAUCAUGCGCUUUCUGCAGGAGCAGAUGGAAAAAGCCCAAGGUCUAGCCGCCUUGGAGAGUUUGUCAGAGGGAGCAACACAGCUGCUGGAUGCUGCGCUGAAGCAAGGGCAUCGGCUCAUCGAAAAGCACACGCAGGUGUUUGACGUUAAACGCUUCUACAAGAUCGAAGAUGCCAUGGAAGCUGUACGAAUGGUAUGUGGGAACAUACAUGCUGCACUUGUGGAGCAGAAGUCUCAGAUCGCAUUUAAAGCACAGCAACAGUGUGUUGACAAGGAUAGACAGCAUUUGUAUGCACACCUUGGCUAUGUCCUCAGGUGUAGGCAGUGCGAUUUUGCUGGUGAAGACAGCUUUCAACAGGAGUGGGAGUCACUCAGGUGGCGGCAUGAGGUUCGCAUGAGAGGCCUCAACGUGAUUGUUGACAGCGAUCUCAUUGUGGGGAGGAGGAGGGGUGCUGGAGGCUACAGCCAGGUGUACGAAGGCCAGCGGAGGCGCACAAACACUAAUCGGAAGGCCACAGCGACCCCCUUAUGGAAAGCACCAGAGCUUUACGAAGAUGAGAACCCCUCCCUGGAGUCCGAUGUUUUCAGCUUCGGCCUCAUCAUGUAUGCCCUCGUGACACGACUUGUGCCCUACGGCUUUGGGACGAGCGAACUUGCAGUGAUGAGGAAAAAGCUCAGAGGUGAGCCGCCCUGCUUUGUCGGACGGGGCGACUGCCCUGAAGAUAUGCGUGACCUGAUGGAGCGAUGUGUUGCAGUGGACCCUGGGGACAGGCCGACCAUGAGUGUGGUCGCUGAAUGCGUUUCACAGAUGCCGAGAGACUGGCAGCCAGGCCAGUAG
Molecule: messenger RNA, 1137 nt
Organism: Ostreobium quekettii
Lineage: Eukaryota; Viridiplantae; Chlorophyta; Ulvophyceae; Bryopsidales; Ostreobiaceae
Source: the annotation of a GenBank genome assembly